AUGCCGAAAGAGAGCAAAGGCAAGCGCAAUAGCGCUGGCCACCAAAGCAGCCCUUAUGCCGCCGUUCCAAAAAGCCAUGCCGCCAAUGCCAUCUUUCGGAUGAAAACGGACAUAGGACAGCAUGUUCUCAAAAACCCUGGCGUAGCGCAAGCAAUUGUGGACAAAGCGGGCCUAAAGCAGAGCGACAUCGUCCUUGAAGUUGGGCCUGGGACAGGAAAUUUGACGGUCAAGAUCUUGGAAAAAGCAAAGAAGGUCAUAGCUGUGGAACUGGACCCCAGAAUGGCAGCCGAGGUGACGAAACGGGUACAAGGAAAGCCUGAGGCUCAGAGGUUGGAGGUGCUGAUAGGGGAUGUGUGCAAAAUGGAGUGGCCGUAUUUUGAUGUUUGCAUUAGUAAUACACCAUAUCAGAUCUCUUCACCGCUGACGACUCGCCUCUUGUCCCAUCAACCUGCCCCACGAACAUGCGUCCUCACCUACCAGCAAGAAUUCGCACAACGCCUUACUGCUUCGUCUGCUUCUUCUCUCUAUAGUCGACUCUCUCUGAACACGCAGAUGUUCGCCCACGUAGCACACGUGAUGAAAAUCGGAAAAGCGAAUUUCAAGCCUCCACCUGCGGUCGAGAGCAGCGUUGUCAGACUUGUGCCCAAGCGGCCUAGACCACAGCUGGACUUUGACGAAUGGGAUGGAUUGCUGCGAAUAGUGUUUGUGCGGAAGAAUAAGACGCUUAGAUCGAGUUUUCUGGGGACAACGACGGUGAUGGAUUUGUUAGAGGCCAAUUAUAAGACUUGGUGUACGCAAAAUAAUGUCUCCCUUGAGGACGGGGCUGGUGAAGAAAAAGAAGAAGUGAACAUGGCAAUUGAUGAUGUGCAACCUGAAAAUGAGCAGUCUCUCGAAGACGAGGAAUGGAAAGGUAUCAAUGAUGUAGACAUGGAGAUGGACGAAAUGCUGCGAGAAAAGGAUGGGACGAAAAGCAAGCCUGCUGCGGCGUCCCUAGGCAAGCGAAAACGGGGCGGCAAGGUUGCACAGCUGGUGAGGGGGAAAGUGCGAAGGGUUUUGGAGGACAAGACUGGUCUUGCGGAUCGUCGAGCGAGGCAAUGCGAUGAAGGCGAUUUCCUGAGGCUAUUGCUGGCUAUGAAUCAAGAAGGCAUACAUUUCAGCUGA
Bacidia gigantensis is the source of this 1161-nucleotide messenger RNA. RefSeq lists its product as uncharacterized. The record is from RefSeq and is a predicted model, not a curated record. The transcript has 2 exons. NCBI's taxonomy places the organism in Eukaryota, Fungi, Ascomycota, Lecanoromycetes, Lecanorales, Ramalinaceae. Gene Ontology annotation, cellular component: mitochondrial matrix. The coding region runs from base 1 to 1161 and encodes 386 amino acids. Gene Ontology annotation, molecular function: rRNA (adenine-N6,N6-)-dimethyltransferase activity. Gene Ontology annotation, biological process: rRNA methylation.